AUGAAGACAAAGUACGAGUGGGGGAAGCUCGUUAUAAAAGACAAAAGGAUGAACAAGCCCCAGAAGGAGAACAAGUCCCUCAAAAGUGUUCUAGAAACCACAGAGGUUGACUCUUUGGUCGAGGCAGCGGAAAUCAUAGAGUACGACUUCACGCAAAACACGUCCAUAAAAGAGCUUACGAAGAUGCACGCGCCCGAAACAAGCAUAAGAAUCCCGCAGAAGCCCUCCGGCGUGCUGGAGAAAGAGGAGUACAAAAACGAGGAGAGAAAGCUCUUCAACAUGUGGAAGCUCAGCAUGAAUGCGCUUCUUAGCAAAAAAGGCGUUAUCACCCCGUACGAGAGAAACUUGAACGUGUGGAGACAGCUGUGGUUUACGCUGGAAAAUAGCGACUUGAUUGUGCAGAUUGUUGAUGCGCGUAAUCCGCUGCUUUUCUACACCGAGGAUGUUCUGCGCGCAGCUCCCAGCAAAAAGCACUUUCUGCUGCUGAACAAGUCCGACCUUCUAACAGAAAAGCAGAAAGCCCUUUGGAGCGCAUACUUCACAGAAAAAGGGGUGAGCCACGCCUUCUACUCUACGCUGCAGGACAGCUCCGACGACCUUAUGCAGCAGUGGUCCGGCAUUCUCGGGGAGUCUGCUCGCAUUGGAAUGAUAGGAUAUCCGAACGUGGGGAAGAGUUCGACCAUAAACUCGCUUUUCAAGAAGAAGGUGGUGAAAACCAGCAUCAUCCCGGGAAAGACAAAAAACAUCCAGACUCUGCAGCUGGACGAAAAAAUAGUCUGCGACUGUCCAGGGCUGGUAUUUCCCACUUUUGUGGCGCAGAAGGAGGAUCUCCUGCUAAACGGAAUUCUUUCGCUCGACCAAACAAGAGACAUCCGGGACUGCCUGAAGGUAAUUGUAGAUAGAGUGGGCAUACGCAGAAUGUGCUACCUUACAAAAGUCAUAGAGUUUGUGAACGACUCGAGGCGGCCGCAGGAGGAAAACUUCGUCCACUUCCUGAAAAAGGCAACUGGGUGUAUGGAGGAGGGAAAGCUGCUAAAGAUGAUUAUACGCCAGUACAUUGAGGGCCACAUUAGGUACGUGCAUCCUGUGCCAGGCCACGACCCAGAGGAGUUCAACCGAGAAAACCACACAGUUCCGGACUCGUACCGCAUUGACGAAGCAGUCAGCUAUGCGUGGUACCAGAAACAGCAGGAGGAGAAGAAAAAGAAGGAAAUGCGCACCAAGCCCGAAGAGUUGAUGACCUCGAAAAAACACUACCUUAAGAGGGGCAAGGAAAGAGAGUUCAAAGUAAAAAGAUAG
This is a messenger RNA of Nematocida major, 1299 nucleotides long. RefSeq names its product large subunit GTPase 1. Gene Ontology annotation, cellular component: cytosol. The record is from RefSeq and is a predicted model, not a curated record. Gene Ontology annotation, molecular function: GTP binding; GTPase activity. NCBI's taxonomy places the organism in Eukaryota, Fungi, Microsporidia. The coding region runs from base 1 to 1299 and encodes 432 amino acids. The transcript has a single exon.